AUGAUGGCGGAUAUAAUCAAGAGUGCUAAGCCUCUACGCAAGGCGAAGUAUAUCUGUAUGGAGGGUGCUGAUAAACUGCCAAACGGUUACUAUGGAACAUCCGUCAAACUGAACUGGGUCAUAGAUCGCAAUAGGGGAAUUAUGCUCGCGCACAAGAUGAACGGUGAAGAUUUGAGACCAGAUCACGGCCGUCCAUUGAGAGCCGUGGUACCCGGCCAGAUUGGAGGACGCAGUGUCAAGUGGUUGAAGAAACUCAUAGUCACUGAUGCCCCUAGUGAUAACUGGUACCAUAUCUACGACAACCGGGUCCUACCGACCAUGGUCACACCCGAUAUGUCGUCCGAAGACCCUUCAUGGUGGCGCGAUGACCGCCUCGCCACUGCGAGACCCAUCUACACGGCAAAAGGUUACGCCUACGCUGGUGGCGGGCGAAGAAUCACCCGUGUCGAAAUAUCUCUGGAUAAGGGAAAAUCAUGGCGCCUAGCAAACAUAGAGUACGCAGAAGACAAAUACCGUGACUUCGAGGGCACACUCUAUGGCGGCCGAGUCGACAUGUCCUGGCGAGAAACCUGCUUCUGCUGGUCCUUCUGGUCCCUCGACAUCCCUGUCCCCGAUCUUGAAAACAGCGAUGCUCUCCUCGUACGAGCCAUGGAUGAGGCACUCAGUCUCCAGCCAAAGGACAUGUAUUGGUCCGUCCUGGGUAUGAUGAACAACCCUUGGUUCCGUGUCUCAAUCACAAAAGAGAAUGGAAAACUGCUCUUUGAACAUCCGACCGACCCUACCGGUCCGGGAGGGUGGAUGGAGCGGAUAAAGAAAGCUGGUGGUGACCUGCUAAACGGAAAUUGGGGCGAGAGACAAGAAGGCGAGGAGCCUGUUGAGCCUGAGCCCGUGGUGGAGGUCAACAUGAAGAAGGAGGGCGUGAACAGAAUGAUCAAUCUUGAGGAAUUCAAGAGUAGCUCAACAGACGAAUGUCCCUGGUUUGUCGUUAAUGGCGAGGUAUAUGACGGCACGGCCUUUCUUGAAGGACAUCCCGGCGGAGCCCAAAGUAUCAUAUCAGCAGCAGGAACAGAUGUUUCUGAGGAGUUCAUGGAAAUCCACAGCGAAACUGCCAAAAAGAUGAUGCUGGACUACCACAUCGGCACCCUCGACAAGGUCUCCCUCGCAGCUCUCCAAAAGGGCGACGCCGACAACAACAACACCGACACCACACCGCGGGACACUUUCCUAACCCCCAAAUCCUGGACGAACGCCACUCUAACCAAGAAGACGACCGUAUCCUGGGACACCCGCAUUUUCACUUUCUCCCUCGAACACGAAUCCCAGCUCCUCGGCCUCCCAACAGGCCAACACCUGAUGAUCAAAACCCCCGAUCCCAAGGCCCCAUCAAGCAGCAUAAUCCGCUCAUACACACCCAUUUCAGAAACAAACCAGCUCGGCACCGUCGACAUCCUAAUAAAAAUCUACUUCGACAGUCCUACCGUCCCAGGUGGGAAAUUGACAACCGCACUCGAGCAGCUGCCCCUCGGCUCCGUGAUCGAGUGUAAGGGGCCGACAGGACGGUUCGAGUACCUGGGCUCUGGAAAGGUCCUUGUCAGCGGUAAAGAGCGGGCUGUACGUGAGUUCGUGAUGAUCUGUGGUGGAACGGGCAUUACGCCUGUUUUCCAGGUUCUUAGGGCUGUUAUGCAGGAUGAGCAGGAUGACACGCGGUGCGUCUUGCUUGAUGGGAAUCGGCUGGAAGAGGAUAUUCUUCUUCGUGAGGAGCUGGAUGGGUAUGAGGCUGAGGGUGGAGAGAAGUGUAAGAUUGUGCAUACGUUGACUAAGGGUUCAGAUAGCUGGAGGGGGAGGAGGGGCCGUAUAGACGAGAAGUUGAUUAGAGAGUAUGCAGGGACCCCGGAUGAACGGACGAUGGUUUUGGUUUGUGGGCCUGGUCCCAUGGAGAAGGCUUCCAAGGAGAUCCUCCUGUCGUUGGGGUGGAAGGAGUCGAACCUCCAUUACUUUUAG
Aspergillus puulaauensis is the source of this 2001-nucleotide messenger RNA. It is a transcript of the gene niaD, whose product is annotated as nitrate reductase NiaD. The transcript has 6 exons. Gene Ontology annotation, cellular component: endoplasmic reticulum. The record is from RefSeq and is a predicted model, not a curated record. Lineage: Eukaryota; Fungi; Ascomycota; Eurotiomycetes; Eurotiales; Aspergillaceae. Bases 1 to 2001 code for a protein of 666 amino acids. Gene Ontology annotation, molecular function: heme binding; oxidoreductase activity; molybdenum ion binding.